Messenger RNA from Paramecium pentaurelia, 3776 nucleotides. The record is from the annotation of a GenBank genome assembly. NCBI's taxonomy places the organism in Eukaryota, Ciliophora, Oligohymenophorea, Peniculida, Parameciidae.
AUGAGAUUUCUAAUUGUAAAUGGAUUCAAUGCAUCUGCAUCUUGUGCUAAAGUAUUUGAUUAUUUUAGGAAUAACAUUUAGAAUGUAUAUAAUUAUAUUAGAUUUAGAUGAUAUCAAAAUAAAGGGAAGUAGCUGAUACUUAGUGUGAGUAUCAUUUUAGAGAUCGGCAUUCUUUAGAUGAUUUCCUUUAUGAACCAGAAACAAGUUUAAUUAGAAUGGAAUAUGGAUUGAAAUUCAAUUCAAUAGAUAUUGUUUUCAUAAUAGCAUCCCCUAAUUCAAAACCUUGGAAUCCAAAUAUGAGGAAAGUAUUAAUAUUAAUUUACCUUAUUAAGAUAGUAACUUUGAUUAGAAUGUGUUUGAAGACCAAAAAGUUAUUAUUCUCCACUUCAUUUGGAGCAUAGGCAAUAGCUUAUCUUUGUUCAACUAAUUUUUCAGUAGUAACUAAUUUAUUUUUGAUCUAAAGCAUGCUUCUAUUACUAACAAUCAUGGAGAAGGAUGUAAAUUGGUGGAUUUUCCAAAAUAUACAUUAUAAGCAUUAAAAAAUGGUCCUAAUGAAUAUUUUUUGGAUUCCACUACUGGAGAUCUUUAUUUUUAUUGUAAAAUAACUGAUGAAUGGUUACCAAAAGCUAAUAUUGGAUUACAUAAUAGGAGGGAUGCUAUGGAGUAUCAAUCUAUUGGUAAAUACAUUGUCAAAUCACCAACUUAUAAACCUAAAUAGAAUAUGUUGGAAAAUUAAAGUGAAAUGAUGUGUUAGAUAAAAAAACAAUUCUUACAUCAUUGGUUAUUUAGAGAAGUAACAAUGGAAUUUGCAAUAACUUCUUACAAUUAAUGGGAUAUUCAUGCUAUUACAUUUACAAAUCCAGAUAAAGUAUUUAUUGAAAUACUUAUAUUAGAAAUUCAACUCAUUGGCAGAGCAUAAUUUGAGAGGACCAUUAAUAAUUGAGAGUGACAAUAUAAUAGCAACAAUGUUUGAAUUGGAACCAAAAUAGAAGGAUACUGUAAAAAUAUUAUCUAAUUUUAUUGAUAAUGCUGUUAAAUUGAUUAGAUUCAAUAAUAAUUAUAAUAAUAUUAGCAUUACAAAUGAUAAGUACUUUUCAGGGAAUAAAGGAUUAGAUAAUAUUGAGAUUGUAUUUUAAUAGAAAAGGAAGAUAGGUAAUUUGAAUCCUGAAGAUUUGUUAAAAAGAUAAUAGAAAAAUUUUAUGCAUGAAUAUAGGAAAUUAUUGAAUACUGCCAUUUAAGAAACUGAAAGAGAUAAGAUAUUUCAUGUUGGAUUCUCAGUUAAAAAGGAUAGAUUACCAGAGUAUUACUUUAUUAAUAUAGUUUUGUAUAGCAAAAUAAUAUCUAAGAGAAGAAUUAUAAAGUAGUGAGACGAAAAUCGUUUCAAAUGAAAAAGGCUCAAUUCUUAAGAUAACAGAGUUAGAUUAAUGUUGGUGGAGAUGAUGAUUAAUAAAUGAGAGAUUUAUUAGAUGAGGCUCCAAGAAAACCUUUACCAUUCUAACGUGUUAUAUCAACUGCUAAUAACAGUAAAAGAUUAAACUCAAAAAAACAUUCAAAUCCAAAAACACCAAAUACAAUUGAAAAAGAAGACAAUGAAUUUCAAGAUUUUGAAAUAAAGGGAAUAAAUAAUAUCUCUGUUAGAAAAAUGCUCCAUCCUUCCUUAGAUGAUGAAUUCUUAGGAUCAAAUAAGAUAUGGGUACCAGGAUUCUUAUCAAAGGAUAAAAGUAAGAAUAAUCAUAUUGGUCAAAGUUAAAGAGGUUAACGCAAUUAGAAUAAUAGAUUUCACACUGAUUCACUUGUCGGUUGAUAAGAAUAAUUAUUCAAAUAUAAAUUAUUUUAUUUUUAUGUAAAAAUACGAAGUUCUUGGCAUCAUAGGUAAAGGUUCUUAUGGUGUUGUACUCAAAGGUUAAAAUAAAGAAACAGGAGAAGUAGAGCAAAUUAAUAAUUUAGAUUGUAGCUAUCAAAUAAUAUAUUGGUUCUGAAGAAGAUGAAAGUGUUAAAAAAACAAUCUUAAGGGAAGUUAAACUUUUAAAAAUGCUUAAUCAUGACUAUAUUGUUAAAAUUAAAGAGGCCUUUAGAAGGUAUUUAUAUAAUGAAAUUAUUAAUAGAAAAGGCAAACUUUAUGUAGUAUUAGAAUAUGUUGAAAAAAACUUAUUAGAAUUACUUGAAGAAAAACCGAAUGGUUUAGAUGUAAAAUUUAAUAAUUAUGAUAGCCUGAAUUAGCAAGAAGAUUUAUUUACUAAUUAUGUUUAGCCAUUGCAUAUUGUCAUUCACUUGAAAUUUUACAUAGAGAUAUUAAACCUGAAAACCUUCUUGUUAGUGAUUAAUAUGUUUUGAAGGUUUGUGAUUUUGGUUUUGCAAGACUAAUUCCAUAAAAAUAAGGAUAGUUAACUGAUUAUGUAGCAACUAGAUGGUAUAGAGCACCAGAAUUACUAUUGGGAGAUGAAUAUGGCAAAGGGGUUGAUAUAUGGGCUAUUGGAUGUAUUAUGGCUGAAUUAACUGAUGGGUAACCCUUAUUUUAGGGUUAAACAGAAAUGGAUCAAUUAUAUUUGAUUUGUAAAGUUUAAAUUAGUGUGAUAUUUCAUAGUUACUAGGUCCUUUGACUAGUGAAUAAAAAGAAGCUUUUCUUAAGAAUCCUCGUUAUGUCGGAAUGAAAUUUCAUGAAAUCACUAAACCAGACACAAUUGAAAAAAAGUUUUAAUCUAAACUUUCAUUAAAAGCUAUUUCAUUUAUUAAAGGAUUAUUGAAAAUGGAUCCUAAUAAGAGAAUGACUGCAUUUGAGGCAUUAGAACAUCCAUACUUUGAUGGAAUGAGAGAUGAUUAAUAUUAUUAGUUUUUAAAAGAAUUAAGAGAUAAGGAAUAAAUACCAAAAGAUAGAAUACAAUCUGCAAAUAAAGUAGCUUUAAAAUAAACACAAUAACUUAAUUAAUAAUAAUAAUAAUAAUAAUAAUAAUAAUAAUAAUAAUAAUAAUAAUAAUAAUAAUAAUAAUAAUAAGUAUUAUCAUAAUAAAAAGAUAAUUUAAUAAGUAAUAAAAGAAUUGAUAAAUCAAAUGAAAGGUAUAUUUUUAUAAUAUUCUUAUAGAAAAACAUAAUAAAAAGGAAAUAAUAAUAUAUCUGUUGAAAGAGUAAAUAAUUUUGUUAAACCUGCACCUAUAAAAACAGGAGAGAAAAAUAUUGGAGAUUUUAAUCCUUAAGAAUCUAAAUCAAUGCCUAAAAAAGAUGUUAAUUCAUAAUUAGGUUUUUUAUAAAAGAAUGUGAUUAUUGGAUAUUAAGAAGGAUAAUUCGAUAACUUUUUAUAAAAUAAAAUGGCUUAAAAUUAUAAUUAUGAAAUACCUGAAAAUGAUUUAAAUAAUUCAAUUGAAGGAGAGAAAAAGUCUAUGAAUCUUAGGGCUAGAGCAAAGAAAAAAUCAUUUAAUCCUGAUAUUAUUGAAGAUGAUUAAACAACAAUCAUUAAAUUAAAAAGAAAAGAUUAAUAAUAAUAAUAAUUAUUUUAAUAAUAAAUUCCAUCAUAUUAAGUUAAAAAGAAAUCUACUUAAUUAAAGUAAAACUUUUAUCCUACUGAUGAAUAUUCUGGAGAUGAAUAGGAAGUCUAUUAAUCAAAAGAACUUUUGAACAUUUAAAAAGGAUAAAAAUAAUAAUUAUAAUAUAAUUACAAUAUUGGGGAAUGUAGAAAUACUUAAGAAGAUUAGGAUAAGAAUUUAAACAUUGUGUAUAACAAUAUAACUUAUAAUUAUAAUAUUAAUAAUUCUCCUGGGUGGAUGAGCAAGAAAAGAAAUUGA